Messenger RNA from Chelonia mydas (Green sea turtle), 1581 nucleotides. RefSeq names its product neural retina leucine zipper (gene NRL). The record is from RefSeq and is a predicted model, not a curated record. Gene Ontology annotation, biological process: regulation of transcription by RNA polymerase II. NCBI's taxonomy places the organism in Eukaryota, Metazoa, Chordata, Testudines, Cheloniidae. The transcript has 3 exons. Gene Ontology annotation, molecular function: RNA polymerase II cis-regulatory region sequence-specific DNA binding; DNA-binding transcription factor activity, RNA polymerase II-specific. Gene Ontology annotation, cellular component: nucleus. The coding region runs from base 244 to 1071 and encodes 275 amino acids.
GUGUCCCCCCAGUGUCGUCAUUGGAUUCUUGGCUAAUCAGACCAGAUUCCCCCCCCGUGACUCCGGCUGGGGGGGUCAGGAGCCGGGGGGGAGGGGCGCUGUGGGGGCACCGCCGUAUCCCCCCUCGGUCCUCCCUCAGAACUUCCUCAUUCCCUCCCCCCGCCUCCACAUGCUAAUGAGGCGGCUUCCCAUUGGCCAGCGGCUAAUGAGAUGCGGGUGAGCUCAGCGCCCGGGGUUCUUUAAAUGGGACCCCGGCGUCCGGGACUCCGCUGCGGCUCAGGGCAGGUCCCGGACGCCGGGGUUCCCCAGGGCGGCCCCUGGCGGCGAAGCGUGGCGUUGACAGGUCUCAGGCCCCACGACGCUGCCCCACCCAGGAUGUCGGUGCCCCUAGCCGAGUUCCCCACCAGCCCCCUGGCCCUGGAAUAUCUCAACGAUUUUGACCUGCUGAAGUUUGAGGUCAAGCGUGAGCUGGCCGGCCCAAUGGGCGGGGCCUCCCUGGGCCCCUCCCCCUGCAGCUCUGUGCCACCCUCCCCCACGCUGAGCGAAGUGGGGAUGGGGGAUGGAGGGGACCCCAAGGCAGGGCUGGAGGAGCUCUGCUGGCUGGCGGCGUUGCACCAGCAGAUGGCCGGGGGCGGGGAGGGGCUGGGGCUGAGCCCGGAGGAAGCGGUGGAGGCCCUGCUGGGGGGGGCAGCCGAGGGGGGGUUCUGCCCCGGGGGGCUGCUCCAGCCGCAACAGCAGCUCCCGCCGCUCCGCGACCGGCUCUCGGACGAGCAGCUCGUGGGCAUGUCGGUGCGGGAGCUGAACCGGCGGCUGCGGGGCGUCGGCAAGGACGAGGUGCUGCGGCUGAAGCAGAAGCGGCGCACGCUGAAGAACCGCGGCUACGCCCAGUCCUGCCGCUUCAAGCGGGUCCAGCAGCGCCACGUGCUGGAGGCGGAGAAAUCCCGGCUGGCCCGCGAGCUGGAGGCCCUGCGGGGGGAGCUGGCCCGGCUCGCCCGCGAGCGCGACCUCUACAAGGCCCGCUGCGAGAAGCUCCUGCCCCAGGCCCCCUCGCCCUCCCAGGGCUUCCUCUGAGCCGCCCCGGGGCCUGGGGCGCGGACACUGGGGGGCGGCCAGCAGGGGGCGCUGUUCUGCUCUGGACUCGGGGGUGUCCUUCCGCCCGUGGCCAGCAGGGGGCGCUGUUCUGCUGAGGACUCGGGAGGUGUCGUUCCGCCUGUGGCCAGCAGAGGGAGCCCACUGGCUCAAUGACGUCUCCAGGCUCUCCACAGUCCCAGCGGUGUUACUCCCUUUUGCCACCAGGGGGAGUGUGACUGGGACCUGUGGGGGGAGCAGGGGAUUUUGGGGGUGACUCUGGGGUUCCCCCUUCCUGCCUCCCGAGGGGAGUAAGUUGUAGGGGGAGGGAAUUUUUUUGAGAGCCGGAUCAACGUUUGUGUGGAUUGUGAUGGGGCGGCCCUAGGUGUGGGGGACCCUCCCUCUGACAAUGGGAGCGUGUGUGGGGGGGCUGGACUCACCUGUUGCAUGCCGGUCAUGCCCACCGAUGCUGCACCCCAAAAAGCAGCACCAGCAGCCAAGCACCCUGUGUAC